AGGAUUCUCUUCACAAACCAAGAGGUUCGUUCUAGCAGACUGUCAGGAUGAGAACCCGGGGCCAGGUUCCUACAUGUCUCUCAGGCUGGCUGAUAUUAUCAGCCCGUCUUACUCCAAGAAAGGCACUGGAGGCCUUGCAUCCCAGACUGUCAGGGUCCCCCGCCCCCCUCAGAGGGGGAUCCCAGGUCCUAAUGCCUACAAUCUGCAGUCCUCUCUGAUCCAGAGGCACAGCUUCGGCAGGGGGGCUUCCCGGACUUUCAGGCCCCCCGUGGCUGUGCAGCUCCAGCAACGACACGAGGCCUCUCCUGGCCCUAACAAAUACAACGUGUGUUUUGAUAGAAUCCAGAGAAACACCACCGUUUCUGCCAAGUCUGUAUUUUUGUCAAAGACCACACGCAGUUCUUUCACCUUACACUCAAAAGGCCCAUCCCCAUGUCACUACAAUGUGAACGAUGCCGGAAGUCAGAGUAGCUCCAACAUCUCCCUCUCCUGCUUCAGAUCCACCACCUCCCGGAUCCCCUCCUCAGUGACCCACCAGGGGCCUGGUCCUGCCACCUACAGCCCCUACCGGCCCCCGGAGCCCCUGAACAGGACCACCCUACCGAGGAAGCAUUACCUGAGGAUAUCAGCUGCUCCCGUGACUCCCCCAGGAACCCCCCCCCCCCCCGGCCCCGGGCAGUAUGACCUGGGGGUGUAUGACCAGCCGUCCAGACACUGCGUCUCCAGCGCUGUGUUUGUGUCGUCCUCCAGUCAAUGGCCCAGGGACACGCAGGGCCCAGCGGCCCCAGGACCAGGUUCCUAUGAGCCACAGAAGGUGUCAAAGCAGUCCUUCUUAUACAACCACUCUAGGAACUGGAUUCCUGCAUAA
Molecule: messenger RNA, 868 nt
Organism: Hypomesus transpacificus
Lineage: Eukaryota; Metazoa; Chordata; Actinopteri; Osmeriformes; Osmeridae
Gene: stpg1
Product: sperm-tail PG-rich repeat containing 1
Biological process (GO): epigenetic programing of male pronucleus
Cellular component (GO): female pronucleus; germinal vesicle; male pronucleus
Molecular function (GO): chromatin binding; histone binding
Source: RefSeq, a predicted model, not a curated record